Molecule: messenger RNA, 1247 nt
Organism: Rosa rugosa (rugosa rose)
Lineage: Eukaryota; Viridiplantae; Streptophyta; Magnoliopsida; Rosales; Rosaceae
Exons: 2
Coding region: 130-894 (254 amino acids)
Source: RefSeq, a predicted model, not a curated record
AACAACUAACAAAAUCAAACAAUCAACAUCUCUCCCCCAUAAUAAAGGGAGAGAGAUUAAUAUUUCUCUGUAACAUUCCUUCUCUCUAAUUAUAUCUCUACCUCUCUGACCUCAAAUUUCAAAUUGAUUAUGGGCUGUGGGGAUUCAAAGCUCGCCGUUGCCACCAGCAACGCCCUCGUGCGCCGCAAGAAAUCCAAUGCCGAGGAGACCACCAAGAACAGCAAAGACAUCGAAAUCAACCCCAAAACAAUCACAGACUGCAACAACAGCAUAGCAAACUCAACGCAACAACAACAACAUGAGCAAGAAGCUGCAGCAGGCCGUGGUGAACAAGUUGUUAAUAAGAACAAUGUGGAUGGUAUGGUGGCUGAUGAGGUGAAGGACAUUAAUGAAAACAAAAAGGAAAAUGGAGAUGACAAAGAAAUAAUAGACAAAGGUGACAACCAGGUUUUAGUGGUUUCGGAGCAUGAAGCCGGGAGAUUUAUAACAUCUGAAGACUCACCAAGGGAUUUCUUUUCGUCAAGGAAAUUAGAUGAGGAAGCGAUUGAUGGGAUCAUUUCUGAGGGAAGAUCUGGAGCGUCCGAUUAUUACACUCCACGCCAUGGACCUGGAAGUAAGGGAAACUCGUUCUUCAAGGUGGAUGAGGAAAGCAAAGUUGUAGAGGAGGACAAAGAAUUGUUGCCUGCUGCUGAAGAAACAAAACUAGCUGUUGAGACGACGUCCUCAACAGAAAAUAAAGGAGAGCCAGCAGUACUAGUGGAGGAGAAAUUGGUAAAGGAAACUGCAGAAGUGGAAAUCAAAACUGCUACUGUUGAAGCCAAAGUUUCUAGCCCUGCUGCUGAGGAAGAGAAGAAAGAAGAGAAGAAAGUAGAGAAGAAAGAAGAGAAGAGUUAAUGUGAAUGUAUUUCUACAUACAGGUUGUGGUUUAGUGGCUGAUUUACCAGACGGAUUUGAAAACAAGCUAUGCAUCUAACUAACAUGUCGGGAAUUGUAUACUAACAUAGUACUGUAUGUCUUGUGCUUGGCAUCACUUACGAGUUUCAGAAUUUGUGAAAUUUCAAUCAUAUGUGACACAUGUACGUAACAAGCAGCUAACCUCUUAAUGAAAGUCUUUUUAGUCAGAUUUGAAGAAACCUAGGGAUUGAUUUGUCUUAUAUAUAUGCUUGUUCACUAUGACAAGAAGGAAUUGUGUGUGUGUGUUUGUGUUUGUGUACUGAUCAAGACCCUGUAAGAGCUCUCACUCCAGG